Messenger RNA from Telopea speciosissima, 3264 nucleotides. Its product is annotated as serine/threonine-protein phosphatase BSL1-like. Bases 217 to 2880 code for a protein of 887 amino acids. The record is from RefSeq and is a predicted model, not a curated record. Gene Ontology annotation, biological process: brassinosteroid mediated signaling pathway. The transcript is spliced from 21 exons. Gene Ontology annotation, molecular function: protein binding; phosphoprotein phosphatase activity. NCBI's taxonomy places the organism in Eukaryota, Viridiplantae, Streptophyta, Magnoliopsida, Proteales, Proteaceae.
AUCAAUCAAUCAUCGAAGUAGGAAAGAGAACAGGUGAAAAGAAGAAGGGGUUCGGAAUCGGUGCUCAGCCCAGUUGAGCUGAGCCCCGGCCCUACCUCUCUGAUCCACCACCUUUAGGGCUUCCCCAUUUUCUCUCCCUUUUCCCCCACCUUUCCAUUUCCGUCUGUUCUUGUCUACUCUGUAGCUCUCCUUCUAUCUUCUAAAUCUUUUGGCUUGAUGGGUUCAAAGCCGUGGCUACACCCGGCUCCGACCUACCAUGCCCUGGAGACGAGCUGGGACACCGAAGAAGACGCACCAGGCCCACGCUGUAGCCACACUCUUACAGCCGUCGCCGCCACCAAAUCUCACGGACCUCGCCUCAUCCUCUUUGGUGGAGCUACCGCAAUCGAGGGCGGCGCUUCCUCCUCUGUUCCCGGAAUCAGAUUGGCGGGUGUGACCAAUUCCAUUCAUUCUUAUGACGUGGUCACCAGGAAAUGGACCAGGCUCCAACCCGCCGGAGAUCCACCUUCUCCGAGGGCUGCUCAUGCCGCUGCUGCUGUUGGCACUAUGGUUGUUUUUCAGGGUGGCAUUGGUCCUGCUGGGCACUCCACCGACGAUCUUUACGUUCUCGACUUGACCAAUGACAAAUUCAAAUGGCACAGGGUUGUUGUUCAAGGCCCAGGUCCUGGGCCUCGCUAUGGUCACUCUGUGGAUUUGGUUGCCCAACGAUAUCUGGUAACUGUCUGCGGUAAUGAUGGCAAGAGGGUGUUAUCAGAUGCUUGGGCUUUGGAUACUGCACAGAAACCGUAUAGAUGGCAACAGCUUAACCCUGAAGGCGACAGACCUUCUGCUAGGAUGUAUGCAACAUCUAGUGCCCGCUCAGAUGGCAUGUUCUUGCUCUGUGGUGGAAGAGACGCUUCGGGCAUGCCACUGGCAGAUGCUUAUGGCCUACUCAUGCAUAGGAACGGUCAGUGGGAAUGGACUCUUGCACCUGGUGUCUCUCCUUCGCCAAGGUACCAACAUGCUGCGGUCUUUGUUGGUGCUCGAUUGCAUGUUACUGGAGGUACUCUUAGGGGUGGACGGUCAGUAGAAGGUGAAGCAGCUAUUGCAGUCUUGGAUACUGCUGCUGGAGUAUGGUUGGAUAGAAACGGGAUCGUAACUAACUCUCGCACAAGCAAGACCCAAAUUGAACAUGAUACUUCGCUUGAGUUUAUGCGCCGUUGCCGCCAUGCAGCUGCAUCAGUAGGAGUCCGGAUAUAUAUUUAUGGUGGUCUUAAAGGAGACAUGCUAUUUGAUGACCUUCUUAUCGCUGAAAAUUCACCAUUUCAGUCUGACCUUAAUUCCCCUAUGUCAAAUUCUGAGAGAGUGUCAACAAUGACAAAUUCUCAAACAAAUCAGUCAUGCGCAAGUUCUUAUUUGAUACCAACUUCAGAUGGAAGACUGGAGCCCACUUCACCUGGUGGCACAAGCAUGGACAAGAAAUCUAUGGAGAAGCUGGUGGAGGCUUCAGCAGCUGAAGCUGAAGCAGUUAGUGCUGUCUGGGAAGCUAUGAAGGCAGCCUCUACAAUCCCUGGAGAAGAAGCAGCAUCUGUGUCAGAUCACAGCUUGCAUGUCCCUGAAACCUCCUCUGAUGGUAGUGAUAGUGAGGGAGAUGUUCGUCUUCACUCUAGAGCUGUUGUAGUUGCCAAAGAGACUGUUGGCAACUUGGGGGGACUGAUAAGGCAGCUGUCCUUGGAUCAGUUUGAAAAUGAGAGCAGACGAAUGAUCCCUUUAAAUAGUGAUCCAUCAAAUCCUACGAAAAAGUUCUUCAGACAGAAAUCGCCCCAAGGCUUGCAUAAGAAGAUUAUUUCUACAUUACUCAAGCCACGGAACUGGAAAGCUCCUGCUAAUAGGAACUUUUUUCUGGACUCCUAUGAAGUGGGUGAGCUUUGUUAUGCAGCUGAGCAAAUCUUCAUGCACGAGCCAACAGUUUUGCAGUUAAAGGCUCCAGUUAAAAUUUUUGGUGAUCUUCAUGGACAGUUUGGUGACUUGAUGCGCUUAUUUGAUGAGUAUGGAUUUCCUUCAACUGUGGGAGACAUAACUUAUAUUGACUAUCUAUUCCUGGGGGAUUAUGUUGAUCGUGGGCAGCACAGCCUGGAAACAAUAACUUUGCUUCUAGCUCUCAAGAUCGAGUAUCCUGAGAAUGUACAUUUAAUCCGAGGAAACCAUGAGGCUGCUGACAUUAAUUCACUCUUUGGUUUUCGUAUCGAAUGCAUGGAGAGGAUGGGUGAGAAUGAUGGGAUCUGGGCGUGGACUCGGUUCAAUCAGCUUUUCAACUUUCUCCCACUUGCUGCACUUAUCGAGAAAAAAAUUAUUUGCAUGCAUGGUGGCAUUGGGAGGUCAAUACACUCUGUAGAACAAAUAGAGAAACUUGAAAGGCCCAUUACAAUGGAUGCAGGAUCCAUCAUUCUCAUGGAUCUUCUAUGGUCUGAUCCUACAGAAAAUGAUAGUAUAGAGGGUUUGAGACCAAAUGCUAGGGGCCCUGGUCUUGUCACUUUCGGGCCUGACCGAGUCAUGGACUUUUGCAAGAAAAACAAAUUGCAACUCAUUAUUAGAGCACAUGAGUGUGUCAUGGAUGGUUUUGAGCGGUUUGCCCAGGGACAUCUUAUCACUCUAUUUUCUGCUACUAACUACUGUGGAACGGCAAAUAAUGCUGGGGCAAUACUGGUAGUUGGUAGGGGAUUGGUUGUGGUUCCAAAACUGAUUCAUCCGUUGCCACCUCCCCUUCAGUCACCCGAGACUUCUCCAGAGCGUGUCUUAGAGGACACAUGGAUGCAGGAGCUCAACAUUCAAAGACCACCAACUCCAACUCGGGGUCGGCCACAGCCUGACCACGACCGAAGCUCACUGGCAUAUAUUUGAAUGUGCCCUCCGGCAGAUUUCCCUAAUUGGUGCUGUGAUUCGGUACCUGAAUCAUAUUUCCCUGUGAUGGUAAUGCAACAUCUGGAGUCAGGACACAUGCAUCACUUAAAAGAUGUCAAAAGAUGAGGCUAUCUCGAACUCUCACAGCUUUUGGGGAUUAGAAAGAGUCAGAUUUUUGCCAAAAGAUGGGAUUAUUCUUUCCUCGUCGCUUGUGUAAUAUUUGUACAACUCAAGCUCAUACAAGAGAUGGUGUAGCAUUCUCAGCUAGCCAAUGAAAGAUGUUAGCAGAUGUACCAUAGAUGAAUUUGACAGAUAGGUUUUAUAGUGUGUACUGGAAUGUAAAUUAUAGUCUUCAAAUUAGAUUCUGUUCGUGUUGGUUCUUAA